CAUCACUCUCCAUCACCACCACCACCUACCUACACGGCGACGACGACGGUGACGGCGAAACACACACUUUUGAAGAGCUAGUCAACCACUCUUGUGGGAUAACCACUACUAUGGCUGUGUCCUACUAUUCCCCAGCUUCGCGCAAGCAGCAGAUCCCUCAGGUAUCCGAGGAGAGCGCUGAGGCGCCUCGCGUCGCCCAAGAUAUGCAGGAGGCGUAUGUCGGAGCUAAAGAGAGGCUGUUGAAUGCCAUCGACUCUACAAAAUCGCUACUUGGCGGUCUUCGUGACUUCAAUAAGAAGUCAUGGGUUGUCAGGUACCCCCAACUGCAGGAGCAGUCCGAGGAGAGUGCAGAGCAGCCUGCGUUGCCGAAGCGACGCAAGGGCAUGCGCCGCUCUCUCUCCUUCCCGGAUGAUCCGAACUUCCAGGCGGAGGUUGUCGUUAACCCAGCUCGUGCAGGCAUGGCCCGUUCCAUGACCUUGGCGUCCGUCGCAGAUGCCGAGGAGGAGCCGGAGACUACUCAACAGGAGUCGGCCGAGGGCCUCAUCCCUUCCGCUGAUAUCGCUGACUUCCACGUUAUCCGCCUUGACCUCAAGUUGGGCGCACACGGUUCAACAAGCUCCCCCGCGACGCUCGUCUCGCAGCUGGAGAAGUCGUCCAUUGCCAAUCUACUGGACGAGCGGAUCAGCAAUGCUGUCACUCACAUCGACAGGCUCCGCCUGCGCGUGGAGGACACCUCGUCCAAAGUCCUCGUCACUGGUGACCUGAACGCCGGCAAGUCGACAUUUGUAAACACGCUGUUGCGUCGCCAGGUCAUGCCUGUUGAUCAGCAGCCAUGCACGACUGCGUUCUGCGAGAUCCAUGAUGCUGUCGCGGAGAAUGACGGCAAGGAGGAGGUCCACAUUCUCAAAGACGGCGUUUCCUACAGCAAGGAGGACGACUCGACGUUCACGCGGGCCGCGCUCUCAGACCUGGAGUCGUUUGUAUCCGAGAACGAAAACGAGUCGCAGGUGCUCAAGAUCUACCUGUCUGACACCCGUGACCCGGCCAGUUCGCUGCUCCACAAUGGCGUCGUCGACAUCUCGCUCAUCGAUGCCCCGGGUCUCAACCGCGACCUCGUCAAGACGACGUCAGUGUUCACGCGCCAGGAGGAGAUUGACGUUGUCGUGUUUGUGGUCUCGGCGGAAAACCACUUCACCUUGUCGGCGAAGGAGUUCUUGACGACCGCCAGCAAGGAGAAGGCGUAUAUCUUCAUCGUUGUUAACAAGUACGACCACAUCCGCGACAAGGCCAAGUGCAAGCGGCUUGUGCUGCAGCAGAUCAAGGAGCUCAGCCCGGCGACGUACGAAAACGCCGAGGAGCUUGUGCAUUUCGUCGAUUCUGUGGCCGCCAUCGAGAACGGCACCCCGUCCUUUGACGAGCUCGAGUCGUCGCUCCGCUCAUUCGUUCUCGUCAAGCGCUCCAAGUCGAAGCUCGCGCCUGCGUCGACGUACCUCCACCACAUUCUCUCUGAUGUCAACCUCCUCGUCGGUGCCAAUGCCAUCGUCGCUGAAUCCGAGCUCAAGCGCGCUCUCGACGACCUCGAUAGGUCGCGCCCCGUUCUCGAGAAGAUGAAGAACGGCCGCCAGGCAUUGGAAGACAGCCUGGAGUCUGUCGAGGAGGAAGGCGCGACGGCAACGCGCAGCCGCACGAAGGAGCUGCUCACAGCUGCUCUCGACCGUGUCAGCCAGGGCAAGCUCGGCGUUGACAUGGCUUCGCUCAAGAUGCCGUCUUACCCUGGUCUGCUCAACAUCUGGGACUACGCUCGUGACGUCAAGUAUGCUCUGCUCGCGAGCCUUGACAUGGCUGUUAAGCUGGCCGAGGACGAGGCACGUGUCACGACAUCGAACUCGGUCAACAAGAUCAACGGUCUGGGCGAUGAGCACCUGCCUGAGGGCAUCGAGCGGCCGCGCAGGGUCUUUAUUCCCGAGGCUAUGUUCUCCCCGCGCACCGACAAGAACGCACGGAGGAAGAGCCGGCACGUGUCGAGUGGUGCCGUCGUCGCGGGCGGCAUGCUCGGCCUGGGCAUCGGCCUCGCGCGGCGUCCGGACAUGCUGGAGACGAGCUUCUUCGACCUGUUCGACGUGCACCACCAGUUCUGGGUCACGUUCGGCGACAAGAAGGCCGAGGACGAGGAGGAGAGCCCGAUGACCGCUCUCAGUGUCGCGUCUGUUGGUAUCGGCGCGGUGACGAUGGUCGGCGGGCAGGCGCUUGGCGCCCGCGGGAUUGUCGAGGGCCUCAUGCGCAUCGGGGCGCUCUUCGAGAGCGAGAGCGCACGCAAGUGGGCAGCGCCCGUUCUCGGCGCCGUCACCAUCGGUGCGGCAGUGUACUUCGUCCUCGAGCUUCCGAGCACCAUCCCAAGGACAGUUGGCCGUCGGAUCAAGGCUACGCUGGCGAAGGAGGCGGAGGAGCGGGGUGCGGAGGGCACGUUCGUGGAGUCGAAUGCGAUUCGGGUCAGUCGGGAGACACGUAAGGUGCUCCGGCUGGCGUCGUGGGACCUCAAGGAGUGCUUCCGCACGGCGAUGGACGAGAAGAACCGGGAGGUGCAGGGCGCGGAGGACGUGGAGCGCAAGGCGAAGAAGGCGCUCGAGUACUUCCUCAGCGUCGAGCGUGAGUCCAGCGAGGUGCGCAAGCUUGCCGGGUUGGGCCUGACCGCGUAAGGUGUCGUUGGUAUCCUUUGGUUUCUGCGUUGAAAUCUUUGAUGUUGCGGCGCGCGGCCUGUGUGGCCCGCUGUCGAGUAGAACGCGCCUCGUUGGGCGCAUUACAUCCUUCGGCUAAUUCGUACGUUCAGUUCUGUAAUUUCGUCCGUCGCUCCUUCAUGCUCCCUUGUUUCUCUCGUCUUACAGUACGGAUCCUCUUGUAUGCUAGAUCGCUCCUCCUAUGCGGAUGUCUGCUACGUUACGUGUACCUCACGACCUGUCAGCAGCUGUGUUGCCAAAUCUUUGCAAUACAAUGCUGUGUUACGAACCUCUCCUUCUGUACAUAUCUGCGACGUGUCUCGGUGGGC
Molecule: messenger RNA, 3043 nt
Organism: Rhodofomes roseus
Lineage: Eukaryota; Fungi; Basidiomycota; Agaricomycetes; Polyporales; Fomitopsidaceae
Exons: 2
Coding region: 111-2696 (861 amino acids)
Biological process (GO): mitochondrial fusion
Cellular component (GO): mitochondrial outer membrane
Molecular function (GO): GTP binding; GTPase activity
Source: RefSeq, a predicted model, not a curated record